Molecule: messenger RNA, 1728 nt
Organism: Spirometra erinaceieuropaei
Lineage: Eukaryota; Metazoa; Platyhelminthes; Cestoda; Diphyllobothriidea; Diphyllobothriidae
Source: the annotation of a GenBank genome assembly
AUGGAAAAUCCAAAAUUAUUCUACAGCUACAAAAGAAGCAGCACAAGAAACAGAGAUCCAAUCCCCCUCCUGAAGACAAGCGGAGACGUAGAGAUUAGUGAGGAUGGAGAAAAAGCUGAGCACUUUUCACAAUUUUUUAAAUCGAUCUUUACUAGUGAAAGUCCAUUUACUCCUCCCGACUACGACUUCGAUGAGGGUCCAAAAAUUGAGUCUGUAUCUUUUGAUGAAGCGACGGUUCGCAAAGAGCUAAUGACUCUGAAUGAGUCAAAAUCACCAGGUCCAGACGACAUACCGCCUAAGUUACUGAAGGAGCUCGCUGCCGAACUAGCCAAACCAUUGUCCAUGCUUUUCCAAGCCUCGUUCGAAGCCGGCUGCUUGCCCGCCGACUGGAAAUCUGCGCGGAUCACACCACUGCAUAAAGGAGGCAGCAAGGCCUCUGCAAACAAUUACAGGCCAAUUAGCCUCACCUCCAUCUGCUGCAAACUCAUGGAGAAAAUAAUCAAGCGAGAGCUGAUGCGCUUCCUAGUGCAGCAUAAUUUAUUAUCUGUUGCGCAGCAUGGGUUUCGUAGUGGCAGGUCUUGCGUGACUAACUUGCUCAACUGUUUGGAACGCUGGACUCGGUCAGUUGAUGAAGGCAAUGCGCUGCAUGUCGUCUAUAUCGACUUUAAAAAGGCAUUUGAUAGUGUCCCACAUCAACGACUCCUGCACAAACUGAGCCGAACAGGCGUUAGGGGUAACCUCUUAAAAUGGAUUCAAAGCUUCCUAUUAGAGCGUUGUCAAACUGUCCAUGUCGGUGGCCAGAAGUCGACGGAGGUUGCCGUUGAAAGCGGUGUUCCCCAAGGCUCAGUUCUUGGUCCUACUUUGUUCAUCAUUUACGUCAACGAUUGCGUAAGUGGACUGGAUUGUGGUGUCGCCAUGUUUGCGGAUGACAUUAAGCUCUGGAGCGUCAUUCGAACUGCAGAUGACGAAGAGCAUCUGCAGGCGAACCUAAACCGACUCCAACAGUGGUCAAAGGCCUGGCUUCUGCCGUUCAACGAGAAAAAGUGCAAUAUUCUAAGAGUCGGCAGAGCUCGCUCUCCGAACCAUAUGACCUACUGCCUAAACGGUAUACCACUGCAAGUAGUGGACUCGCAGAAGGACUUGGGAGUAUGGAUUACGACCUCGCUCAAACCCUCGCUGCACUGCACGAAGAUAGCCAAGUCUGCAAUGUCAGUCCUCUACCUUGUCAAGCGGGCUUUCUCUGCCUUUGACGAAGACUGCUUCGCUAAAGUCUUUCGAACUUUUGUGCGUCCGCAACUAGAAUUUGCUAUCCAAGCUUGGAGACCCUGGACCGCGAAGGACCUCAGCAUCCUUGAAAGGGUUCAAAGGCGUGCAACGAAACUUGUGGCAGGACAGGGUUCACUACCAUAUGCAACGCGGUUAGCUAACCUUGAUCUUUUUACCUUGAGUUACAGGCAGUUACGGGGUGACCUGAUACAAGCCUUCCGUAUCAUACGCGAUCAAGACUGCAGCCUCGUACCGGGGGACUUCUUCGAGUUAGCAACCACCACAAAUCUACGAGGCCAUCCAUUCAAACUACGUGUGACAGGGGCCAGACUGAACACACGAAAGUUCUUCUUCUCCAACAGAGUGCUAGAAGCCUGGAAUGCCCUGCCUGUGGAUGUCGUUAUGUCUGCUUCCGUCGAGGUUUUUAAGAGGAAGCUGGAUUUGUGUAGCAGUGUCCACUAA